AUGUCCAACUCAAAACUACAAUGGUUAAUUGACUUGAAUGUCAACGAAACCCCAGAGAGAAACUUCAGAAAGUCCUCCAUCAUUGGUACCAUUGGUCCAAAGACCAACAGCGUGGAAAAGCUUGUUGCUCUAAGAAAGGCCGGCUUGAACAUUGCCAGGAUGAACUUCUCUCACGGUUCUUACGAAUAUCACCAGUCCGUCAUUGACAACUGUAGAAAAUCAGAAGAAGUGUAUCCAGGCAGACCAUUGGCCAUUGCCCUCGAUACCAAGGGCCCGGAAAUCAGAACCGGUACCACCACCAAUGGCGGCGACUACCCUAUUCCUCCAAACCACGAGAUGAUCUUCACCACCGAUGACAAGUAUAAGGAAGCUUGCGAUGACAAAAUCAUGUACCUCGACUACAAGAACAUUGUCAGCGUCAUCCAACCAGGUAAAAUCAUCUUUGUCGAUGAUGGUGUCUUGUCCUUCCGUGUUGUGGAAAUCAUUGACAACAAGACCUUGAAGGUUGUCUCAAUUAAUGCAGGUAAGAUCUCUUCCCAUAAAGGUGUUAACUUACCAAACACUGACGUUGACUUGCCAGCUUUGUCUGAGAAGGACAAGGACGAUUUGAGAUUUGGUGUCAAGAACAAGGUCCAUAUGAUUUUCGCCUCCUUCAUUAGAACUGCAAAUGACGUUAGAGAAAUUAGGAAAGUCUUGGGCGAAGAAGGUAAGGAUAUUAAGAUCAUCGUCAAGAUUGAAAAUCAACAAGGUGUUAACAACUUUGAUGAAAUUUUGGCUGAAACAGAUGGUGUCAUGGUUGCUCGUGGUGACUUGGGUAUUGAAAUUCCUGCUCCACAGGUCUUUAUUGUUCAAAAACAACUGAUUGCUAAAUGUAACCGUGCAGGUAAACCAGUCAUUUGUGCAACCCAAAUGUUGGAAUCCAUGACCUACAACCCAAGACCUACCCGUGCAGAAGUUUCCGAUGUUGGUAACGCCAUUGUCGAUGGUGCAGACUGUGUCAUGCUUUCCGGUGAAACCGCUAAGGGUGACUACCCAAUUGAAGCUGUCUCCAUGAUGCACAACACCGCAUUGAUUGCUGAAAUGUCUCUUCCUUACUACACCCAAUUCUCCGAACUUAGAGAAGCAACCAAGAAACCUUGCUCUGUUCAAGAAACUAUUGCAAUGUCUGCAGUUACUGCAACUUUUGAACAAGAUGCAAAGGCCAUCAUUGUUCUCUCCACCAGUGGUACCACUGCAAGACUAUGUUCCAAGUACAGACCAAACUGUCCAAUCUUAAUGGUCACCAGAAAUGACAGAACUACCAGAUUCUGUCACCUUUACAGAGGCGUUUAUCCUUUCCACUAUACCGGUAAACAUGAAGAAAACUGGGCUAUCGACGUUGAAAACAGAGUCAGCUACGCUAUCGAGGAAGCAAUCAAAUUGAACAUCUUCAACAAGGGUGAUACCGUUGUUGUUGUUCAAGGUGCACAAGCUGGUGUCGGUCACUCCAACACCUUAAGAUUAGUCAAGUCCUAA
Messenger RNA from Pichia kudriavzevii, 1515 nucleotides. RefSeq lists its product as uncharacterized. The transcript has a single exon. The record is from RefSeq and is a predicted model, not a curated record. Gene Ontology annotation, cellular component: cytoplasm. NCBI's taxonomy places the organism in Eukaryota, Fungi, Ascomycota, Pichiomycetes, Pichiales, Pichiaceae. The coding region runs from base 1 to 1515 and encodes 504 amino acids. Gene Ontology annotation, molecular function: magnesium ion binding; pyruvate kinase activity; potassium ion binding. Gene Ontology annotation, biological process: glycolytic process.